Messenger RNA from Lactuca virosa, 912 nucleotides. The record is from the annotation of a GenBank genome assembly. NCBI's taxonomy places the organism in Eukaryota, Viridiplantae, Streptophyta, Magnoliopsida, Asterales, Asteraceae.
UAGACAAGCGUGGAAGAGUAAUGAAACCGUAUAACGGAAAUUCUCCCCCAACGCAUGGCCAUGGCUACGUCGGCGACCACCACCACUUCCGCCACUGCAAGUAUUUAUCUCUGCCGGAAACCUCUGGCCAUUGGAAGAAGCUGCUCCAACAAUUACAUCAGUUUCGUGAGGAAAUCAACGCGUCGAUUCUGUGUCAGUAGUUCCGCCGACGAUUUACCAUCGUCGUCGGCAGCCACUACGGAGGUCGAGGGAACGGAGGAGAGUAAGAUUGAAGUACCAAAGGGACCUCCUUCUUUGAUUUCUGCCCUAAACGUAGAAAAAGCUCUUCGUGGAAUUGCCAUUACAGAUGCAGAUUACUAUGGCAUACUAGGACUAAAAAAGGGAUGUCCAUAUGACCAGGUCAAAGUUGCAUAUGAUGUAAAGCUUGAGGAACUAAUGAACCAAGGUCUGGAACAAGAGGAGCUAACCAAGAAGCUUGACCUCUUAAAGGAGUCCUACACAAUCUUGUCUUCAGUAGAGGAUAGAAGGCUGUAUGAUUGGAGCUUGGCAAGGAAUGAAAACCCAGAUCGAUAUGCUUGGCCUUUUGAGGUUGAUAUUACUCAAACCAUAAAUUCACCAGAUACCCCUCCUCCAGCACAGGACCCUGAAGAUUUUGGGCCCACUAGAUUUGUAGGAUACUUCCUCCUCACCUGGAUUAUCCUAUCCCUCUCUUUAUCUGUUGCAUUUAAUCGCUAGCUUCGUUCCUUACCCAAUUUUCAAAAUCAUGGCGCUUUAAAUGUAAGAACAAUAUUUAUUCAUAUAUCUUUUGUCAAUACUUAUAUUCUUGUUUUUUCGUGUACAUUUCUAGUUAUGGUCUUGAUCGAACAAAAUUGUAAUUUUGCAAAAUUAUCCUUUUGAGUUACCAAAAUAAUU